AAGGAGAAACCUUGGGGCUAGAGAAAGAAGGGAAACAAAAAGAAAAAGAAGAGGCCUUGGUUCCAAGAUGAAAACUGUCUUUGCUUUCCUUACCCUCUUAUCACUUCUUGUUCUGUUUGCUGGCAGAGACGUGGUUGCAAGAAAAGAUAUGGGAGGAUACUGGAAGAAUGUGAUGGACAACCAGGCAAUGCCAGAAGCAAUUCAAGGUCGUAUUGAUCAUCCAGAAACAGCAGGAAAAGGGGUUCAUUUUGCCAAGGAUUUCGAUCCUGAAUCAGACUGUACAAAAAAUAAAAAGUGGAUUGGUAAACCACCCCCUGCUGGAGAUCUAAUUCAUCCAGAAGCGGAGAAGUCACCAAUUAGCAAAGCCAAGCCUUAAUAAUAUAUAAGCAUUUUGACUGAUGACCCAAAUGGUGAUGUCUUAGGCUCUGAAUAAGGUAAAAUUAUGUCGUUAAUAGUUAAACGACGUGUCAUGAGAGUGUGUAAUGAAUAAAUACUUGUGUUACUGCAAAUAUUGAAACUUGAAGCUAACCAAGACGGUCUAGUACUACUGAAUAAGCGAGCCGUUGAGGAUCGGAGGAAGUUGUGUCUUCGUCUUCGAUGUUUCUGGUUUCUGUUUUUUGGAUGAAGGAAGUUUUUUAAUUGUGUUAUGUUUUGGUGCUCUCAUCUGUGUGCUGUAAAAUAUUUGAUUUUAUAAAUUAAUGAAGGAUCUGAUCUGAGUAUCAUGC
Corylus avellana is the source of this 725-nucleotide messenger RNA. NCBI's taxonomy places the organism in Eukaryota, Viridiplantae, Streptophyta, Magnoliopsida, Fagales, Betulaceae. The record is from RefSeq and is a predicted model, not a curated record.